This is a messenger RNA of Dentiscutata erythropus, 206 nucleotides long. The record is from the annotation of a GenBank genome assembly. Lineage: Eukaryota; Fungi; Glomeromycota; Glomeromycetes; Diversisporales; Gigasporaceae.
UAUUCUUUUGUGAUGCGCUUAUACUUUUUCAACCUGUAAUGGUUGGCCCUGAACAAAUACUUCCUGUGCCCAUGCCUUUUCAACCUGUGAUGAUUAAUUCUGAACCAAUGCUCAUACUCGUGCUUUUCUUACUGGCUUUGUUUAGUGAAGCUGUGCCUUCUUUGAUCGAUCCUAAUCGUAAUUGCAUGAUUGAUCAAAUUAUUUGA